Messenger RNA from Nasonia vitripennis (jewel wasp), 1329 nucleotides. RefSeq names its product odorant receptor 218 (gene Or218). The transcript is spliced from 4 exons. Gene Ontology annotation, biological process: detection of chemical stimulus involved in sensory perception of smell; sensory perception of smell. The coding region runs from base 52 to 1155 and encodes 367 amino acids. Lineage: Eukaryota; Metazoa; Arthropoda; Insecta; Hymenoptera; Pteromalidae. Gene Ontology annotation, cellular component: plasma membrane. The record is from RefSeq and is a predicted model, not a curated record. Gene Ontology annotation, molecular function: olfactory receptor activity; odorant binding.
AAUCGAGUCGCAGUACCAGUCUCAGUCUCGUUUUACCAAAUACGAGGAGCGAUGCCAGUCGAGACAAAGGAUCAGCGCAAAAGCUACGACUUCCUCUCGAUCUCCUCGUCGCAUCUGACCUUCAUGCGGCUGUCUUCGUUUCUGCCACUGAAGGGCAAGAGUUUUUUUCAUCCGUUAAGCCUGUUGCUGCAGCUCUGGGACCACUUCAUUGUCAUCGGGUACAACGUGAUGUGGCAAGGAUACGGGAUUCGCAUGAUACAGCGAGGUGACGUGGAGGUUGACUUUAUAUGUGAAGAUAUAAUAACCGUUGGUUUUACCAUACGGUACCUCCUGCUGUGCGCCAAGCGCGAGAAACUCUGUUGUCUGGUCGAGUCGUGCGAAAAGCUCUGGGACCUUUUAAAGGAUGGAGAGGUCAUCUUCGUGCGUCAGUUUGCCCGUAAAGGUUACUACUUCAGGAACUUCAUUCUGAUUAACGCUAUGCUCAUGGCCGCGUUGUACAGCGUUACGGCGCCGUUCGUCAGACUACCGCCGAUAGAAGCUAAUGGCACCGAGAGGAAGAUCCUACCGUUCAGGUUUUUCAUGGACAUUCAGAAGGAACCGGCCUACAGUAUCGUUUUCGCGUUUCAGUCCAUCCUUCUUCAGUUCAUCGACUUGAUGAUCGUGAGUACGGAAACGGUUUCGCUCUACCUGAUCAUGAUGGCGUGUGGAUAUCUACGCUCGGUUCGAAACCGACUGUUAAGUUUCAAAGGAAACGACGACAACACUAGUGAGAAGGGCGAAGCCGCGUUGAAGUUUGUCAUCGACUGUGCUCAUUUUCACCAGCAGAUAAUGAUAUUCUGCGAGGAUAUAGAACGAAUGACGCGGACGCUCUUCUUCUUCGCCUGUUUCUGUCCCAUCUAUAACGUGUCCAUCACGGGUAUCGUACUUUUCAACAGCGAAGACAUCGCAUUAGCUGCUUACUCUGCGAGCUUACGACCACAGGCUCCAAGUCACCGGGAAAAGAUCAAUCGAAUACUGUACUUCAUGAUGAUGAGAGCCCAGAAACCGGUGCAGUUAACGGCUGGUGGAUUCGUUGAUUUGUCGAUCGAAACAUUUGGAGCGAUGACAAAGAGUGCAUUCUCCUUCUUUAUGGUCUUGCGAAAAUUUAGGAGUUAAAGUGACGCACUCAUUUGAAACAGUGUUCGUUUUAACUUUGCUUGUAAACGUGUUAGAUAUCUCUCACAAAAUCGAAUAGUACAAAGGUAGAAGACGCAUGAAAAUAUUUAAUUUGUAGCAUAAUGUAGAACAGAUGAAAUCUUAUCAUCCUGGGUAUAAUAAACAUCAAUUCGU